Brassica rapa (field mustard) is the source of this 698-nucleotide messenger RNA. RefSeq names its product calmodulin-like protein 8. Gene Ontology annotation, cellular component: myosin II complex. The record is from RefSeq and is a predicted model, not a curated record. NCBI's taxonomy places the organism in Eukaryota, Viridiplantae, Streptophyta, Magnoliopsida, Brassicales, Brassicaceae. Gene Ontology annotation, molecular function: calcium ion binding.
UUCUCUUCUCUCUCACGACCCCAGAAAACAAUGGAAGACACAGCACUGACAAAAGAUCAGAUCAUCGAGUUCAAAGAGGUCUUUUGUCUCUUGGACAAAGACGGCGACGUAACAGGUCGUAUAACGGUAGAAGAACUUUUAACAGUGAUCCGUUGGUUGGAUCAGAAUCCAACAGAACAAGAACUUCACGAUAUCAUCACUGAGAUCGACUCCGAUGGUAAUGCCACCAUUGAAUUUGCUGAGUUUCUUAACCUCAUGACCAACAAACUUCAGGAAAAUGAUGCAGAAGAAGAGCUGAAAGAAGUAUUCAAAGUCUUUGACAAAGACCAAAAUGGUUAUAUCUCUGCCAGUGAGUUGAGUCAUGUAAUGAUAAAUCUAGGGGAAAAGCUAACAGAUGAAGAAGUUGAACAAAUGAUAAAGGAGGCAGAUUUGGAUGGUGAUGGCCAAGUCAACUAUGAUGAAUUUGUCAAGAUGAUGAUCAACAUUGGCUAAUUUACUAUUAUUUUGGAGACUUAUAAACCAAAUUAUCCUUAAUUGUCUUGUUAGUUUUUGCUCCUUUGUCUUCACUACAUCUCAACAAAUGCAAAUUUUCUGAAAUUCUUUGAAGCUUUCAGCUUCAGUUUUGUUUUGUCUAUUGUUGAAGCUUAGAGGUGCAGUUUAAUCUCUGUAGCUUUGUUUAUUACACUUUUGAAACACAA